Messenger RNA from Emiliania huxleyi CCMP1516, 438 nucleotides. RefSeq lists its product as hypothetical. NCBI's taxonomy places the organism in Eukaryota, Haptophyta, Isochrysidales, Noelaerhabdaceae. The transcript has a single exon. Gene Ontology annotation, cellular component: nucleus. The record is from RefSeq and is a predicted model, not a curated record. Gene Ontology annotation, molecular function: SUMO conjugating enzyme activity. Gene Ontology annotation, biological process: protein sumoylation. The annotation marks the transcript as partial.
UGUCAGAUCCCUGGGCCUCCGGGCACCGACUGGGCCGGCGGCUGCUUUCCGCUCCUCGUCGACUUGGGAGGCUACCCGACCAAGCCACCCGAUUGCCACUUCCCCGCACGCGAAGGGCCCAGCCUGCUGCAGAGGCCACUGACCAAGAGUGCAAAGGUGCUGGCCCUCCCCACAGCCCAGCGGGAUUGCCACGGCAAUGGGUUCAUGCACAACAACGUGUACCCCUCUGGCAAAGUCUGCCUGUCCACGCUGACACCCGUCCACGAGAGCGGAUGGCACCCGUCCUUCACCGUUGCCGAGAUCCUCCUCAGCGUGCAGCGCCUGCUCAACGACCCGAACAACGACAGCCCGGCGCAGUGGCUGCCCUACCAGCUCUACAAGCUCGCACGCAAGGAGCACGACAGGCGCGUCUGCGCGCAGGCAGCGCGAUACACCGCG